Heterobasidion irregulare TC 32-1 is the source of this 745-nucleotide messenger RNA. RefSeq lists its product as uncharacterized. NCBI's taxonomy places the organism in Eukaryota, Fungi, Basidiomycota, Agaricomycetes, Russulales, Bondarzewiaceae. The transcript has 5 exons. Bases 172 to 456 code for a protein of 94 amino acids. The record is from RefSeq and is a predicted model, not a curated record.
UGCUCCUGAAGGAGCAGCCGAAAGCGUGGGGUACAACUUGCCCGUAUCGUGCGCAAUCUCUAGGUGGUCCGGCGUCCAAUGCCUAUUCCACAAGGCAGUGUCAGCAACGGCUAGUCUAGCUCCGACUGAGACAGGACUUCUGCGCGAAGUAGGCGUCCCUGUUCACCCCAUAUGCGGAUUGAGAGUUCCGCUCCUCUAUCCCCAUGCAAAGAACCGAUUCUCCCAUUACAAGGGCUAGGCCAUCUGAUGGCAGCCGCGACCCCCGACCUUUGUUUUUGGAAGCUAUGCACUCUGAACUACAUGCCGAGAUCAUAUAUAUCCCUGACCCGGGCGGAAGCGAGGAAAGUUCGCGAGCGUCAAGGUGUGGUCAUCGGCCUGCUUAGACGCGCGAAUUGCACGAAGACAGGAGCGGUCUUACGAAGUGACGCGGCUGAACAAAUGGAGCACGAGAGCUGAAACAAAUUUUGUGAGAGUCCAGGAUCACCUAAGGCGUAUUCGCUGGUGCAAAUCAAGCACUAUAGGCAUGAUCCGAUAUCGAAAAAGUCGGCGCAUGUGCGCAAUCCGACUCCACAAAGUCUUGACCAGCGGGACAUUUACGAAGGGUGCACAGCGUACCAGUACCAGGAAAUCAGAUCCUUGGCAUGACUGGAAAUAUUCCAAAAAUCGAUUUCCUCACGUGCAGACCAUGAGCAUACGAUCGGGCAUCGGGCAUAGGACGGGGAUGUGAAACGAAGGUAUAAGCAGG